This is a messenger RNA of Argiope bruennichi, 1840 nucleotides long. RefSeq names its product achaete-scute homolog 1-like. NCBI's taxonomy places the organism in Eukaryota, Metazoa, Arthropoda, Arachnida, Araneae, Araneidae. Gene Ontology annotation, biological process: regulation of transcription by RNA polymerase II; developmental process. The transcript has 2 exons. Bases 345 to 1013 code for a protein of 222 amino acids. The record is from RefSeq and is a predicted model, not a curated record. Gene Ontology annotation, molecular function: DNA-binding transcription factor activity, RNA polymerase II-specific; protein dimerization activity; RNA polymerase II transcription regulatory region sequence-specific DNA binding.
UUGGAAGGUAGCAGGGAGAUCGUUUGGUUACAGAGAAAAACUUGCUCUAGAAGCACCCCGCGGAAAGCGCUGCAGAGAGAAUCGAAAUUAGCUUAUAACUGUCGCGUUUGCGGUAAAUAAUUUUUUUAUUAUUAUUUUAAUGCAAAUAUUUGAAGAUAUCGGAUUGCUGAAGAUUUAUCAACAAGUAUUUGAAAUCAUUACUUUUAUCGGCCGAUAUUUCCUGCCUAAUUAUAUUUCUGUAUAUACAGCUAUGAUUAGGUUAUUUCAGUUAUAAAAGGCAGUUUACAAGAAGAUCAAUAAAAUAAAAAUCGAGAUAUACCAAGAGACUUAAGUGCUUUUGAAUCAUGGCAUCGAUGGCGCUUUACAGCAGCAGUCAACCAGAGAACCUUAUGGGCAGCAGUACCACGUGCUACCUGGUAUCGUCUGCGUCGAACAUUGACAACAGCUCCUUGACAUACAGCUCAACCACAUCCACAGCAACGCAUUCUCCGCCAUCUCUUGUUGGCACACAGCAAAGGAUCGCUCCAAAAUUACCCAUCCACCAACAACAACCACAGCAACAGCACAAAUAUCUCCACCAACAAGACUCUUCAGAGCUAAUGCGUUGCAAAAGACGAAUCCAACUCGGACAGUUGCCAUCUUCUGGUAAGAGCAUGAACCCACAACCAGCAGCAGUGGCCAGGAGGAACGAGAGGGAACGAAACAGGGUCCGGUUGGUCAAUCUCGGGUUUGCAACGCUCCGACAGCACGUCCCCAGCACGACGAAAAACAAGAAGAUGAGCAAAGUGGACACUCUGAAAUCGGCGGUCGAAUAUAUCAAGAGACUGCAGGAGCUUCUAGGGGAAACGGGCGGCCCACAGCCCGGCUCCGUCGACGAGAACUCUUACCCGAUGGGCGGCCAGUCUUCGACGGGUUCUCCGACUCCAAGUCUCUGCUCAGACGCUUCCUCGCCCUACGAAGUGAUCCAUGGAGAAGAGGAAGACGAGCUCAUGGACUUCGCUUCCUGGUUUUGAAUCUUGUCACGAUUGAAAUGAACCACGAACUACCUCAAUAAAAUUUGUUGGAAAAAAAAAUCUUGCCGAGCAAGAUUGCUUGUUAGUAGCUGUCAAGUUUUGAUUCAACUAAAAGUGAAAGACAUUUGAACUUAAAGCUCAAGCUAUGUUUACAGCACUUCAAAGUGAGAGGCGAUUCAAUGCCAUGCUGUUACAAACUUUUGAACUUUUUGAUUUUAAUCAGUGAUGGGUUUUACAGGAAUCAGUUGAUCUGGUUCUGUAAGAAUGAAAGCAGUUGCAAUUUUUCAUGUUGCCAUUCCAAAAUGUGUUUCUUCUAUAUAAUAUAUUUAUAUCAGAUUUAAUGUUUGUACUGAUGUGUUUUAUUUAUUAGAAAAAAAUGUAAAUUGCUUAUUGAUUGAUUGCUUCCAACAUGAUACAUGCAAAGAUUGUUCGUAGUCUUGAUUCAAAUUUUUAAGCAAAAUUAAAUGUUAAGUAUUAAAAUUCAUAAAUGAGAUUGCAGUGUUAACGAAGCAAAUUGUGAUCAGUAGUCGUCCAGUAAGAUUGAAUAGUUGUAUGUUUGAUACACGGUGCCUUGACGAACAAGCCUUCAUUGUAGCAAAUUGUUAAGCACGCUUUGCAUUUUAUUCAAACUUGUAGCUUGUUAGAAAUUUGAAGAAUUGAUGAAGAAUUUUAUGCAUUCCUUAUUCUGUAUUUUUGUGAAGUUAUUGUAAAUAAGAGAGCUAUUUUUUGUAUUUCCUGGUGAAAAUUCAUCAGAUGUUGGAAUCAUAUAUUGUAAUAUUCAUAAUCUCAUAUGGCAAUUUGCACAUUUUUUAAAGUUUUUUUUUUAU